GCUGCUACAGCGUUUGCUUGUAUGUUCUAGUGGUCAACACACCGUACCGGUCUUGUGGCCCAUGCCCUUGUGCCCUGAUGAUGAAAUGGGGUGUGGUGGUAGUGAUAUCUCCAAGGAGACGCUGCCAGCCAUCCAGCUGGCCCAGCAGCACUUGAGGAGACAGCCGGCUCCUCUUGGGAACUACGAGUUGGAGCUUCAUCCUGUAAAUUCACAGUGUGACGUUGAUGAAGGAUUGAAAGCUUUCUUUGAUGCCAUACACCAUGGCCCAAAGUAUCUGAUCAUCUUUGGAGGAGUUUGUCCAUCUGUGGCUUCCAUUAUUGCAGAGUCUCUGAAGGGCUGGAAUCUUGUGCAGCUGUCUUUUGCAUUGCCAGCUGCUAUGUUUGAGGAUGAGAGAAGAUAUCCACAUUUCUUCAGUGUGGUCCCAUCAGAAAAUGCCCUUCACUCAGCUUUGAUCAAACUUCUCAAAUACUACAGUUGGAAUCGUGUUGGCAUACUGAGACAAGAUGGUCAGGAAUUCUCUGAAGUGCAGCAAAAUUUAACAAAGAUGCUGUUGUCAGCGAAGGUUCACAUUGCAAGCAUGGAAAGCUUCAUCAGUGAUCCAUCGCACAGUCUGCGAACAUUCAAGGAAAAUGACGUGAGGAUCAUAAUUGGGCUUUUUAAUGAAAGCUUAGCAGCUGAAGUCUUCUGUUGUGCCUAUCAUCUCAACAUGUUCAGCAGUGGCCAUCAGUGGGUGAUGCCUCGAUGGAAUCAGAAAAGCUGGAGGAUGAACAGAAACUCAGGGAACUGCUCAUACUCCAGUCUACAGAAAGCUAUGGAUGGAUCUAUCAGCGUGGAUUUUGAGACAGUUGGCUCCAAGCAGACCAGAGGCAUUUCUGGACAGACUCCACAAGAGUAUGAACAAGAGUACGAGCUCCUUCGCAAUCAGCAAGGAGUCGGCUCCGGCCAGUACCAUGGUUUUGCCUAUGAUGGCGUGUGGGUUUUGACCAAAGCUUUGGCACGCGUGAUGGAGACUGUGCGAGACAACGAGAAGUACAGCGAGCUUCGAAACUACACAGUUAGCGAUGAGGAAAUGUCUCAAAUGGUUGCUGAGGCAAUGAGUGAAACCUCAUUUUGGGGUGUCACGGGCCAUGUGAUGUUUAGAAAUGGCAAAAGAAUGGGAGUGUCCAUCAGGCUCACACAGCUUCAAGAUGGAAAUGAAAUCGAGGUUGGGGAGUAUAACUCAACGGAAGACAGACUAGUGCUUAAAAAGAACCUGCGCUUCAAAGGUUUGAGCCCACCCCGAGACAGAACGGUGGUGCUUCACCAGAGAGGCAGAGUCAACACUGGGGUCUACAGUGUCAUGUCACUUGUCACAAUCUUAGCCAUGUGUAUGGCAAGCUCUUUGCUGUUCUUUAACAUGAAACACCGGCAUCAUUGGGCCAUCUGGAUGUCCAGCCCAUUCAUAAACAACCUCAUCAUCGUCGGCGGAAUGCUCUCAUAUUCAUUCAUCAUUUUGUUCGGCUUAGAUGGGUUUAUGAUCUCAGACGGGUCCUUUGGUUUUCUCUGCACAGUCCGCACAUGGACACUAGCUCUUGGCCACACCAUGGGCUUUGGGGCCAUGUUUGCCAAGACAUGGAGGGUGCACGCCAUUUAUAAAAAUAUGCAGCUGAAGAAAAAGGUCAUAAAAGAUCUCCGCUUGAUUGUGAUGAUUGGCAGUCUGUUGCUGAUCGACCUCUUUGUCUUAAUCUGCUGGCAUAUCGUCGACCCACAAAGGAGAGCGGUCGAAGAAUAUCGCACAGAGGUUGAUUUAAAUGGUAACCGUGUUGUUCUCCAUACAUCUUUGGAGCAUUGCGAAAGCAUGUACAUGAACACCUGGCUGACCAUUGUGUAUGUUUAUAAAGGCAUUCUCAUGGUGUUCUGCUGUGUGCUGUCGUGGGAGACCCGCCACGUCAGUGUUCCAGCUCCGAACGACAGCAAGUACAUCGGCUGGAGCCUGUACAGUGUUGUGGUGUUGUGUUUGAUCUGCACCGCCGGCUCGGCGCUGACCAGGGAGCUGCCAAACAUCCAGUUCUGUCUCGUCUCUCUGUCCAUCUUCACAGCCACCACUGUCACUCUAACGCUGGUCUUCAUACCAAAGCUUAUUCUACUGAAAGGUCUCCCUGGGCCAACUGCUCGUCUACCUCAGCUGAAAAUCAGGCAGUUCAUCAAGAAACAGCAUCAAACAUCUAAGACCUCCAAAACAGGACGAGCCCAUACAGACGAUCUGGAGGACCUUCAGGAUUGCAACCAGCAACUAAGAAACCGCAUUAUUGAGCUUGAUGAGGAGCUGGAUGGGAUCUGCAUGCAGUUAGAGAACGCACCUCCUCUCAAUCUCCAGGAGUCCCAUCCAGAAUCUCUCGUGAUUACCCAUGCUGAAGUGUCUGGCAAAAACUGUUCAGUAUCAGAAGCUUCCCAGAAAGAAGACCACAAGACAGACGUGAACUCGCCAGAAUGUAUCCAGCGUCGUCUGUCUGUCCAGUUGCCUAUUCUCCACCAUGCCUACCUCCUCUCCAUCGGGGGAGUCAACGCUAGCCCCAGCAUGUCAUUGGAGUUGGACAGCUAGCCGUCAGUCUGCACAACCUCAUCAGGGUAUGCGAAAGCAUGUAACAUCAUAACAUCAGCUCAGCUGUCGCCAUGGCUGGAUUGGCCAUAAGGCAUACAGGUCACUUGCCCAGUUGACUGUUGAUGAUUUUGGCCUGGUCCUUCCCUCAAUGUAGUGGUAUCAGUCCUCAUGCUGCUACAGCUGACCUCUCGGAGUCAGAUUAUAUUCAUUUUGGCUGUUGUGGUCAAAAUAGCUCGCACUUGAUGACUGAAGAUGAUGUACUUCAUUGUCUCUCUCAAUGCCUGGUGGACCGGUCUUGGCUGAAAAUGCUUGGCCUGAUUUUUUUGCCGCAGUCUAGCCAUCGCUGUCCCGCCACACAAUCACCACCUGGGCGUGACUCUGGAGAAGGUGAGCGUGUUCGCCAUACAAGGUUAUACUUUUGAAAUGUUGUAAUUUAUUGUACAUCAGGGUAACACUUUAGGAAAGGGUUCACAUGUUAGCCUUCAAACAUGUCUAAUUACAGUCUGUCUACGUAAGUGACCUAUUAAAAAUGUAAAUACAUUAGUAAAAAGGCCACAUAUUAUGAGCCAGAUUGUAGUACAGUUAGCCAGAUUGUAGGAGAAUUAACAUGUUGAAAAUGUGUCAGAAAAACACUUCUAUUUUACUAUUUUCAUUAUUUUGUUUUCUUUCUUCUAUUUUUGUUUUCGUUAUCACUUUGGUGCUUCUUGAACUGUUGCUUGUUCUUUUGAUCAUGUUCAUUGUACAAAUGGAGACUCAGGCAGUUACCCCUGAAUGAGCAAUGCUUUUAUUAAUAAAAUGUGUAGUAUUUAAUUAUAUAUAUUUUUUUAUAAUACUCUACACAAUAUGUACAAAUAUUUCAAAUGAGUCCCCCAUUUUUGAUCCUUCUGUAUUUUUACAUAUUUCUGGUGACUUUAAACAGCAUUCCUUAUUUCAGUACCAAAAUAAUGAAUAUUGAAUAAAAUGUGUCCUGA
Molecule: messenger RNA, 3552 nt
Organism: Engraulis encrasicolus (European anchovy)
Lineage: Eukaryota; Metazoa; Chordata; Actinopteri; Clupeiformes; Engraulidae
Product: gamma-aminobutyric acid type B receptor subunit 2-like
Exons: 20
Coding region: 62-2581 (839 amino acids)
Biological process (GO): gamma-aminobutyric acid signaling pathway; G protein-coupled receptor signaling pathway
Cellular component (GO): G protein-coupled receptor heterodimeric complex; membrane
Molecular function (GO): G protein-coupled GABA receptor activity
Source: RefSeq, a predicted model, not a curated record